Messenger RNA from Cadophora gregata, 2038 nucleotides. RefSeq lists its product as uncharacterized. Gene Ontology annotation, molecular function: serine-type carboxypeptidase activity. The coding region runs from base 1 to 1728 and encodes 575 amino acids. NCBI's taxonomy places the organism in Eukaryota, Fungi, Ascomycota, Leotiomycetes, Helotiales, Ploettnerulaceae. The transcript is spliced from 7 exons. The record is from RefSeq and is a predicted model, not a curated record. Gene Ontology annotation, cellular component: fungal-type vacuole. Gene Ontology annotation, biological process: proteolysis.
AUGAUGACUUUCUCAAAAGUUUCGCUUUUGCUUUCUGCAGCUUCUCUAGUUUUCGCGCAAUUCGUUCCAGCUCCUAAAGAUCUGCAACAUGCCACUGGCUAUCUCGGCUUACCAGUCCGAUACAAGGAAGUUCCUACAGGAAUCUGCGAGUUGGAUCCGAAGGUCAAGAGUUACUCUGGAUAUGUAGAUGUCUCUGAAAAUGAGCAUAUUUUCUUCUGGUUCUUCGAGGCGCGGAACGUGGAUCCGACUGAAGCACCUUUGACGGUGUGGAUCAAUGGAGGACCGGGAUCUUCUUCGAUGAUUGGAUUAUUCAAGGAGAAUGGACCUUGUAGAGUGGACAGUGAUGGGAAAGUUUAUAAUAAUCCUUAUUCUUGGUCGAAUGUUAGCAAUAUGAUUUAUAUCGACCAGCCGACGCAGACGGGAUUCUCCUACAGCAUUCCUGUCAAUGGAUAUGUUGACCCAAAUUACAACGUCAUUGUCUCCCUACCCGAUGCAACCUGUCCCGACUAUGCUCAAAAGUUCGGAACCUGUGGCACCUUCAGUUACCCAAACCAGACCCUCACCGCAAGCACAACUGGUAAUGCAGCGCCAAACUUCUGGAAGACGCUCCAGGGAUUCAUGGGAGCUUUCCCACAAUAUUCUCGUCGUGGAUUCCACUUCGGAAGUGAGAGUUAUGGUGGGCAUUGGGGACCAAUAUUCACCGAGUAUAUCGAGGAGCAGAAUGCGAAAAAUAUUCUCGGGGCGCACAAGAUCUCGUUGGAGACUGUUUUGAUUGGAAACGGGUGGUUCGAUCCUCUGAUUCAGUAUCAGUCUUUUUACAAUUUCACCGUCUCCCCAGGCAACACUUACGACUACUCUCCAUUCAGUCCCAGUAUCCAAGCUCAAUUCUACAACAAUCUGUACGGACCAGGAAAUUGUGUUGAUCAAAUCAAAGAUUGCGCUGCUAGAGGGCUUGAUGCGAUUUGUGCAGCAGCUGACCAUUUCUGUUCUGCUACUGUUGAGUCCAUCUAUGACAUCUACCUGGGCAGAGACGAACUCGAUAUACGAGAGCUGAGCCCGGACCGCUUCCCAUACAGCUUCUACAUCUCAUAUCUCAACACUCCAAAGGUUCAAGCUGCGAUUGGAGCAUUCCAGAACUUCUCAGAGUCCUCGGGAGCUGUGUUCGAUGCUCUCACUGCAACCGGAGACGACAACCGAGAAUAUGGCACUGUUUCUGCUCUAAGGAAGCUCCUUGCCCAGAAUCUGACAGUUAUGCUCUACGCUGGAGAUGCAGAUUACAACUGCAACUGGCUUGGCGUCGAAGCCGUCUCGAAAGAAAUCAAUGCCCCCAACUUCUCCUGCGCCGGCUACACGAAUCUCACAACCAGUGACUCCAUCGUACACGGACAGGUAAAACAAGCCAAUAAAUUCUCUUUUGUCCGAGUCUACCAGUCCGGCCAUGAAGUACCUUUCUACCAACCGCUCGCCUCGCUAGAGAUGUUCGAGAGGGCGAUUAAUGGCUUGGAUAUCGCUACCGGGAAGGAGAAGCCAAGGGAGGGUUAUGUAACGGUAGGCCCUGAGAAGAGUGAGUAUAGGGAGGGGAACUCGACGAUUCAGUUUAAGGUGCUGCCUGCGGACGCAACGUAUAAUUAUACGACUGGGGCGCCGAAUCCGCCUGGGCAGGGGUCAUUGAAGAAGAGGGGCAUGGGAUUGUUGAGUAAAGAGAAGAAAUUUAAGUCGCGAGUGUAAAUGUGGGUGGUAGUAUGGUAGAUGCUGAAAUUUAUAUUUUGACACAUGGGAUGGGCCAAUAUGUACGGAUGUUGGUUGUUGAGCACUCUGCACAUCUCAUUUUCAGCUGAGAAACGGUAACACAAGCUACUUUGGCCAUCAAGGAACAUGAAAACCCGUAUACAUCUUCAUGACAUCAGGAAGCAUGCCUCCAUCGUUAGCCAAUCUCUUGCCAUCUCAUAGGUCCCACGUGAUCAUAUAUCACAUGAACUCAAUCGUAUGCGAUCCCAUUUGCCACACGACCUUUGCGAGAAGACCUUGUGUAACGAAC